AACGUAGACUAGUUUUCAAACGCCAAUGUAAUAUUGCACCUCAUUCACAGGGUCGAGUUACAGAUCAUUUAACGUAAAUGGUAGGUUGGUAUGAAAUCAGUAGGUAAUUAAGUAGACGGCACAACAAUUAAAUAACAGAACUGCAGAACAAUGGAUCUCCCAUACCCAAGCCAUGGAUUGUACAGAACAGACAGUGGUUCAUUUGAUCCUGUUACUAAAAGAUACAUACUGCCACUUGGAGUAAAUUCAACAGGGAGGCGAAUGCUUUUUACAGGGCCAGAUGGGAUAAGAAAUCAGUGGGUGUCUGUAGCUGCUGACCAUAAUCGAUAUGUUGGAAUCGGGACAAUGUCACCAGAAGGCACUAGUGACCUUGACUAUUUGUACAGACCAUCACCUAGAGAUUCUCCAGCAUUAAGACCUAAGCAUAGAAGAGUGGGGGAGAUUGGUUGGGGAAUUCCUGGAUAUGCUGAUAGAUCGGUACUUCAUACUGGUCAGCAGUUGAAGAGAGGUGAAUUCAGACAAAGUGCUGAAGAUCGGCACACUCAUCUUUAUCAAAAUCCUUGGACUCCGCAUCCUGAUCUAAUGAGAGAUCGUCCAGGUACAGCACCGACAAGGUAUCGUGGAAAUUACGCGGAUAAUUCUCCUUACAACGCGAGGCCUUAUUCCACAAUGGAACCACAUCGACCACCAUACAAGGAUGCUCCAGAACAAUCAUAUGAAAGUAGCUCACACUCCAGUUUAGGCAAAUAUUCACAUUGAAUCCUUAUUACAAUAGAUUUUGUUUUGUGAAAACAUUUUAACAACUUGCAUAAGCCUCACGAAACAAUUUCUUCACCUACUGCAGUAUUAAGCUUUCUAGUUGACAACCAAAUUUUGAAUGAUCUUUAUUUGAAUUUGUAGUGCAAUUUGUCUUGCGUUGAUUUCAUUUAACAACUGAGCAUAUUCUUUUAUUUCUAUGUUGGAUUCAAUUCCACUGCCUGUCAAUAUGUUUUGACAGUAAUUUUUGCACUUGCAUAUCGACUGCCUGUAUUGUAGCAUAGAAAAAUUUCUUGCACACUCGUUAAACAUUCACAU
Messenger RNA from Styela clava, 1074 nucleotides. RefSeq names its product protein SPMIP2-like. The record is from RefSeq and is a predicted model, not a curated record. Lineage: Eukaryota; Metazoa; Chordata; Ascidiacea; Stolidobranchia; Styelidae.